AUGGCGCAAGGACUGAUACUCGGAUUCUUUGCGGCUGCCCUAACGCCGCUCUUUUAUACAGGUGAAGCAGCGAGCGGUACACCUGACAACAUCUCCAGUUUAUAUUUCAACGAUGUAAUUUGGGACGACGAUGGCGACAGUGGAGCUCGACAGUACAUGCGAGCAACCGGCCAACUGGCUCCGGGAAAUUACUGGCCCAACAACGGAAAGGACAUUCCUUACGCCUUUCAGCAACUCGAUCCCGACCAGCGACAAGCCGUGGAAAAGGCUUUACGAUUGAUUGAAUGGCGUACCAACUUUUGUAUAACUUUUAAAAGUCGGCAACAAGAGCGCGAAUAUGUACUUUUCCAACCCGGAAGAGGGUGCGAAGCGGAAAUUGGUCGUGUGUACGCACAUGUGACAAAGGUCCAGUUGCACGCCGACUGUUUCACACCGGGCGUAAUUCAGCACGAAGUCAUGCACGUGCUCGGCAUGUUCCACGAGCACAGUCGUCCGGAUAGAGAUGAGUACGUUACGCUCUUCCCCGAAAACAUUCGGUCAGGCGUCGAUGCGAGGAACUUCGACAAACUGCCGCUAAUGGCGACGUACGGGGUUCCUUAUGAUUUCGAUUCAAUUAUGCAUUACGGCGGCAUGGACCUUGCACGAGGCGGCGGCAGGCCAGCAAUCGUCAGGAAGAGGAACUCGUAUGCAAUUGGUCAACGGGGUGGUUUAAGCACAUUCGAUGUGGCGCGAUUGCAGAUAGCCUACAACUGCUCGCUAGAUAACGCCCGGUUCGAAAAGCGGAUAUCCGAGCGAAGACUGGAUUUAAAUUACGGAGCAUCAGCACCAGCCAAACAGCUUCCUUAUAGCGUCAACGAUCUGCCGCUGGUGUAG
This is a messenger RNA of Paramacrobiotus metropolitanus, 873 nucleotides long. RefSeq names its product astacin-like metalloendopeptidase. The transcript has 5 exons. Gene Ontology annotation, biological process: proteolysis. The record is from RefSeq and is a predicted model, not a curated record. Gene Ontology annotation, molecular function: zinc ion binding; metalloendopeptidase activity. Bases 1 to 873 code for a protein of 290 amino acids. NCBI's taxonomy places the organism in Eukaryota, Metazoa, Tardigrada, Eutardigrada, Parachela, Macrobiotidae.